This is a messenger RNA of Haemonchus placei, 591 nucleotides long. The record is from the annotation of a GenBank genome assembly. NCBI's taxonomy places the organism in Eukaryota, Metazoa, Nematoda, Chromadorea, Rhabditida, Trichostrongylidae.
AUGUUCGAGUCGCUGAAGACUAAGACACAACUAAUCUACGAACGAAACUUCGACAAUGACGACGAAAACUUGGGAUGCACCUCCGCGUCCACUGAAGAAGUCAGACACACAGUAUGGCCCCUAGAGCAAACCAACAGCCUCUCCAAUUUUCUACGAAUCACCUCGUACUGUGCUCGCUUCAUCCGAGCGAGAAGGGACAAAAUUUUCGCCCUUAAAACAAAAUCGCUGACGACGGCCACACCCUCAGCUGAGGAGAUGACAUUCGCCGAAAAACCCAUCAUCCAGCAUGAACAAACCAAGCACAAUUCUGCUUCACUCAUGGAGAACAAAAAGCUGAAUGUCAAACUGGAUAGCGAAGGCAUAUUGAGAAAGUGCAGUAGACUUCAAAAUGCAGACGUUAGCUUCCACACUGCGAAUCCUAUUCAUAUACCAAAACAAAGUAAUCUCGGAUAUCUUAUCGCACUGCGACUGCACAAUAAACUUUCACACUGUGGAACGAACCAGCUUCUGUACAACAUCAGACAGCGAUACUGGAUCCCACAGGAUCGAGUUCUUUGUAAAAGGAUCUUGAUGCACUGUGAUAUGCAGUAA